This is a messenger RNA of Lichtheimia ornata, 1179 nucleotides long. RefSeq lists its product as uncharacterized. NCBI's taxonomy places the organism in Eukaryota, Fungi, Mucoromycota, Mucoromycetes, Mucorales, Lichtheimiaceae. Gene Ontology annotation, biological process: endocytosis; signal transduction; peptidyl-serine phosphorylation. The transcript has 7 exons. Gene Ontology annotation, molecular function: ATP binding; protein serine/threonine kinase activity. Gene Ontology annotation, cellular component: nucleus; cytoplasm. The record is from RefSeq and is a predicted model, not a curated record. Bases 1 to 1179 code for a protein of 392 amino acids.
AUGGCUCGUCCAAGCUCAUCGUCUCUCGCAUCACCUUCCAGUAUAGUCGGUGUCCAUUACAAAGUCGGUCGCAAAAUCGGCGAAGGCAGCUUUGGCAUCAUUUACGAAGGCACCAAUCUCAUUAGCAACCAACAGAUCGCCAUCAAGUUUGAGUCUCGAAAGUCUGAAGCACCCCAGUUGCGUGACGAAUAUCGUACCUACAAGAUCCUUUCUGGUGUUGAUGGGAUACCAGCAGCUUACUAUUUUGGACAAGAUGGGAUGUACAACGUAUUGGUGCUUGAUCUACUUGGUCCUAGUCUUGAAGAUUUAUUCGACAUGUGCUCUAGACGCUUUAGCGUCAAGACCGUUGCCAUGUUGGCACGGAGUAUGAUCAGUCGAGUGCAAAGCAUUCAUGAACGCAAUCUCAUCUACCGAGAUAUCAAGCCGGACAAUUUUCUUAUCGGUCGACCGAAUACGGAUCUUGCCAACAAGGUGUUCAUGGUUGAUUUUGGCAUGGCAAAACAGUAUCGGGAUCCAAAGACAAAACAGCACAUUCCUUAUCGAGAACGCAAAAGCCUUUCUGGUACAGCACGAUACAUGAGCAUCAAUACCCAUCUUGGACGAGAGCAAUCUAGACGUGAUGAUCUUGAAUCCCUUGGUCAUGUGUUUAUGUACUUUUUACGAGGAUCCCUUCCAUGGCAAGGACUCAAGGCUGCCACCAACAAGCAAAAGUAUGAAAAGAUUGGUGAAAAGAAGCAAACGACCAUGAUCAAGGAUCUGUGUUCUGGUUUCCCAGAGGAGUUUGCUAUAUACAUGCAGUAUGUCCGCAAGCUCGGUUUUGAUGAGACUCCCGAUUACGACUUUUUACGCGACUUGUUCACCAAAGCACUCAACAAUCUCGGUGAUAUCGAUGAUGGUGUUUAUGAUUGGAUGUUGUUGAAUGAUGGAAAGGGAUGGGAGUCACGACGAAACCGGCAUCAUCAUCAUCACCAUAAUCAUCAUGCUGGUGCUGGCAACAACCAUGGCCAUCAAACCGAUCUUGUGCGUAAUUCGACGACACGUGCACGACACUCGAAGCAAGCCCAACCUCAUCAACAACAGCUGCAGCAAGACCAAACGUUGUAUCAACAAGCACCGCGUAAACGAGGAUUUUGGCGUUCUGUGGGGUCCUUCUUCAAGUGCUCUUCUUGUUGCAAUUAG